This is a messenger RNA of Rotaria sp. Silwood1, 2040 nucleotides long. Lineage: Eukaryota; Metazoa; Rotifera; Eurotatoria; Philodinida; Philodinidae. The record is from the annotation of a GenBank genome assembly.
AUGAGUGUUUCUAUGAAAUGUAUAGGUGAUCCAAGACAACUAUUACACCCAACUGAUAGUGAAGGUAAUAUUUGUGGUGCAGGAGAGUAUACCAAUCGACCAUAUGCUUAUUUCUUUGAUUGGACGAAAUGUAUAAAAUCACUUAAUGUGCCAGCUAAUAUUUUACAAGGUCGUCCAUUUGUUUGUCCUACCAAACAAGUUUGUGUUGAAAAAUGUCCAAACAAAACAUCUUAUUAUAAAUUUGGAGAUUAUAAUAUGAAUAGAAUUUGUACAUAUGAUGUAACUGAAAGUGACAAUAAUAAUGAAGAAUUAGUUAGAGAUGGAAAAUGUGCAUCAUAUAUAAUAGCUAGUAAACCAUUGUUUGGUCGAUGUGUUCCACAACAAAUAGAAAGUUUAGCUAAUUCUAUAAUUCAGGCACCAGAUGGUAAUGAAGCCAAUGCUACUGUAUAUGAUUCAAAUGGACAACCAUUAAAUGGAUCGAAACUCGAACAGGGUGUUAAAUAUCUUGUUGAAUUACUUAAUUUAAAACAAAUAGCCGUCAUGCUUGUUGAAGACUUAGCAACAUCGUGGAAAUAUAUAUUGUUGGCUUUCGGUUUAUCUGUAGUCGUAUCGUUUUUAUGGAUUGUAUUAAUGCGUUGGUUAGCAAAACCACUUGUUUGGUUUGGUAUAAUAGGAUUUAUUGUUCUAUUAGGUGUUAUAACUGGUUUAGCAUUUUUUGAAUUUAUUCAACUUCGUGCAAACAAUGAUAAUCAAAUAAUAAAAGAGUUUAAAUUUGUUGCUGAUGCUAAUUAUUAUCGAAGUUUACCAAUAACAUGGUUAAUUAUUGGAAUUUUAUCCGGUAUUCUUUUACUCAUAGCAGCUCUUAUUGUUCUUGUUUUAUUUAAACGUCUUCAAAUAGCAUUAACUAUUCUUCAAGAAGCAUCAAAAGCUGUUGCAUAUAACUUUUUUAGUCUUUUCUGGCCAUUUAUACCAUUAAUAUUACAUAUUGGAAUAUUUGCUUAUUGGGUAGCUAUCACUAUGUAUUUAGCAACGGCAGGAAAACCAAUUUAUCGAAUAGCAGGUAAUCAAUCAGAUGUAGAUCCAGCAGAUCUAACAAUUGGUCAAAUAUGUAAUCCACAAAAAUGGAAUAAUAGUGCUGGAAUGAAUGUUGAAUGUAUUUUUUCGGAGUAUGGAUAUGAUCCACAAGUUGAUUUGGAUAGUGUUCUUAAUGGUACUGGUAAACAUUUUAAAUCUUUUAUUAGUUUUGUCAAUAAAAAUCAAUGGCUUCCACAAGUAUUCUCUGCUUUCAUGUUUUUUUGGUUAACAGCUUUCAUAAUUGGCUUAAGUGAAUUAGUUCUUGCUGGUGUCUAUGUACGUUAUUAUUGGGAUAAACAACGAUUUGGUGUUCCAUGUUUAUCAUUAGGUCAAUCUUUAUUUCGUGCAAUUGUAUUUCAUCUCGGUACAAUUGCAUUUGGUUCAUUAAUAAUAGCCAUUGUUAAAUUAAUCCGUGCAUUAUUAGAAUACGUUGAAAAUAAAGUUAAAGAUAAAACAGGAAAAUUUGCUCGUUGUCUAUUUUGUUGUUGUCGUUGUUGUUUAUUUUGCUUGGAAAAAUUCUUAAAAUUUCUUAAUCGAAAUGCUUAUAUUAUAACAGCAAUAUAUGGAUCAGGUUUUUUUACAUCAGCACGUCGAGCAUUUAAAAUAAUUAUUUCAAACCCAAUUCGUUUACUUGUUAUUGAUAAAGUAUGUGAUUUUCUUAUAUUUCUUGGUAAAUUAUGUAUAACAGCUGGUAUUGGUAUUCUUGCUUUCUUCUUUUUUACUCAUCGAAUAGCACAAGCUGAAAACUAUGUACCUGAAUUAAAUUAUUAUCUUAUACCAUUAUUGUUAAUUAUUAUUGGUACUUAUGUUAUUGCAAAAUGUUUUUUUUCAGUUUAUUCAAUGGCGGUUGAUACCAUAAUGCUUUGUGCAUUAGAAGAUCUAAGAAUGAAAAAAAAGAAUAAAAGUCAUCGGUUGAUGAUGUCCGACAACUUGCAAGACGUAUUUCGAGUUAAAAAAAAUCACUAA